Tarenaya hassleriana is the source of this 2227-nucleotide messenger RNA. Its product is annotated as cationic amino acid transporter 5. Gene Ontology annotation, biological process: transmembrane transport; amino acid transport. Lineage: Eukaryota; Viridiplantae; Streptophyta; Magnoliopsida; Brassicales; Cleomaceae. Gene Ontology annotation, cellular component: plasma membrane. The transcript has a single exon. Gene Ontology annotation, molecular function: L-glutamate transmembrane transporter activity; L-lysine transmembrane transporter activity. The record is from RefSeq and is a predicted model, not a curated record. Bases 244 to 1998 code for a protein of 584 amino acids.
GUUUUGGUUAAAUAUACUUUUGUUUGAUAUGGCAUAAACAUAUCUGAUAAAGUGUUCAGAAAAAAAAACAGAACACAAGUUGAAAGGAAGCCCCUACAAAACUACAAAACUGUCUGAAUCUCCUCCCGAGAGAAUCCAACGGCAGACAGAAGACUCCAGCCUCCACCGACAUGCAAAAAAAAAAAUAAUAUCACAUCCAUGGCUCUGUAAUUUCCCACUCUAUCCUGUAGGGGAAGCAUUACCAUGGCUUCAGUAGUAGCAGAGCCACAGAACGCAGUUCAGGACACAAGUUACUGGAGAUGGAGCAAGAACGAUUUCUUACCGGAGGAAUCCUUCCAGAGCUGGAGCCAUUACACGACCGCUCUUUCUCAGACGUGUCUUCGGCUCAAGAACCGUGCGACCAGCAGAUCCGACGAAGCCCACGAACGGGUCGAGCUCAAGAAACAGAGCGAGAACGACAUGAAACGGUGCCUCACGUGGUGGGAUCUCCUCUGGUUCGGUUUCGGCUCCAUCGUCGGAGCCGGAAUCUUCGUCCUGACCGGUCAAGAAGCUCACAACCACGCCGGACCAGCCAUCGUCUUGUCCUACGUCGCCUCCGGGAUAUCGGCCAUGCUCUCUGUCUUCUGCUACACUGAAUUCGCCGUCGAAAUCCCGGUGGCGGGCGGUUCGUUUGCGUACUUGAGGAUCGAGCUCGGGGAUUUCGCCGCGUUCAUCACGGCAGGGAAUAUACUUCUCGAAAGCAUUGUCGGAACUGCAGCCGUGGCCAGAGCCUGGACUUCAUACUUUGCCACUCUUCUGAAUCGCCAACCGGACUCGUUAAGGAUCAAAACAAGAUUCGCCCGUGAAUUCAAUCUCCUAGAUCCGAUAGCCGUUGUUGUUUUACUCGUAUCAGCUACUAUCGCAUCGAUCAGCACCAGAAAGACUUCGUACCUCAACUGGAUAGCUUCAGCUAUAAACACUCUGGUGAUCUUUUUCGUCAUAAUCGCGGGUUUUCUGCAUGCCGAUUCUUCGAAUUUGACGCAUUUCUUCCCUUACGGUCCCGAGGGAGUGUUCAGAGCGGCAGCGGUGGUGUAUUUUGCAUACGGAGGAUUCGAUAACAUAGCCACCAUGGCUGAGGAAACCAAGAACCCGUCAAGAGACAUACCUUUAGGGCUUCUCGGGUCGAUGUCGAUAAUCACGGUGAUAUACUGCUUGAUGGCGCUCUCCUUGAGUACGAUGCAAAAGUACACAGAGAUCGAUCCGAAUGCAGCUUACUCGGUUGCAUUCCAGAGCGUCGGUAUGAAAUGGGGAAAAUACCUCGUGGCUCUCGGUGCUCUGAAAGGGAUGACCACGGUUCUUCUAGUGGGCGCUCUCGGACAAGCCCGAUAUGUUACUCACAUAGCCCGGACUCACAUGAUCCCGCCCGUUUUCGCCCUCGUCCAUCCGAAAACGGGAACCCCGAUAAACGCCACGUUCCUCGUGGCCAUCCCCAGUGCUCUCAUCGCUCUCUUCUCGGGCCUAGAUGUCUUAGCUAGCCUCCUAUCCAUAAGCACUCUGUUCAUCUUCACAAUGAUGGCUAUUGCCCUUCUAGUGAGGAGAUACUAUGUCAAACAAGUCACUCCAAGUUCUAAUCUCCUUAAGCUUACCAUCUUCCUACUAAUCAUCAUUGCUUCUUCAAUGGGAACCUCGGCUUUCUGGGGAAUAAACCCUAACGGAUGGAUCGGGUACACGAUAACGGUUCCUCUCUGGUUCUUGGGGACAAUGGGGAUCGUUUUCUUCGUCCCUCAGCAAAGAAAACCCGAAAUCUGGGGCGUGCCAUUAGUCCCGUGGCUCCCGUCUUUAUCGAUAGCGACGAACGUCUUUCUCAUGGGAUCUUUGGGAGCUCGGGCUUUUGCGAGGUUCGGGAUUUGCACUCUGGCAAUGCUGGUGUACUAUCUUCUGUUUGGCCUGCACGCAACGUUUGAUAUGGCUCAUCAGAAGAUCGUAUCCAUGCCGAAAUCUCAGAAUGAUCUGAUCUAACUGCUAAGCUGCUGUAAUAAAAAAAAACGAGGGUUUUGGUUUUGUAGUAAUCAAACCUGUCUAGCUUCUCCUGAAUUUGAAUGGUAUUCCAUUUGGCGGGUGUUGUUUCAUUAGCUGCUUGUUUGAUAUAUCUGUAUAACAUUGAAGAGAAUCUAUCAUAGAGAAAAGAUCGCCAUCAUCAUCUUCCUUUUGGAUUUCGCAAUCAACCAGUUCUGAUCCUAACGAAAUC